GUUUACAGCAAGUGAACUGUACACUCAAUCAGAUGUAACUGUUACAUCGCUACAUCUACGAAGAUUUGAUAUUGGUUUCCUUAAACUCUUGAAGAAAGUCUGGUAAGUACGUUGCAUCACUUACUUUCCUAUCUGUUCUAAACUGAGCAUAUUAGGUACAAAUAAUUAAUCAAACGACUUCAGAUGAAAACAUAAUAUAUGCCAAAUGCCAUACACGUUGCUAGCUGUAUUGCUGAUACUUUGAAACGCGAAAUAAGAGCUUAUAGGAAAGUAGUCAAGGCCUAUAGGAAUGUAGUCAAUGGCGUUGAAAUAUCAUGGUGCCAAGCGCACAAAACAUAUACUCAUUUAACAAUUCGGUCAUUCGAACACAAGUAGGAAGUACGCUAAUGCAAAACAGUUCGCACGAAGUUUCCAAAACAUAAUAUGCGUGAGCAUGCAUGCAUGAGAGCAAAAACGACAAACUUAUUAAAUACCGAAGAGAAAAUUAAAUACAAUUAUAUUACAUUCCGAAGGCAAUUAUAACUUUCAAAGAAAUUUGAGAAUCAUAUGAAAAUCAUGUGAUUAUAUUAUGAAAGAAUAUUCAUAACAUGUCGCGACAUGCACUCCGAAGGUUAUUUUAACUUUCAAGGAAAUUUGAGAAUCAUAUAUAUGAUCGUAGACUAGUAUAAAUACGUGAAGACCUUUAUGUACUGUUUAAUAAACGAGCAGGAGUGUUUUAUUAUGUUUAAAGCCACGAGCGCGCAGCGCGAGUGGCUUUAGACCUAACAAAACACGGCCGGCCUGCGAGUUUAUUAAACGGCUUCAAACACGACUACAAAUUCAAUAGAUAUACUGCCUUAUCAGUAUUCUUUAUAUAAAGAAUACUAAUGAGGACACGACUACAAUAGAUACUGCCUUAUUAGUAUUCUUUAUAUAAAGAAUACUAAUUAAGAGUGUUUUAUCAGGUUUAAAGCCACUGCACGUUACAUAUUAUGGUUGACAUGAUUUGUCAAUAAGCUUAUGAAUUAUUAAUGAGUGUUUGAAGUUAAUUCAUUUAAUGCGUUCACGCACAAGUGGAGAAUAUAAAUGCAGAAGACUUUUAGCGAAGAAACUACAGUAUACCUAUUAUUUUGACAGACUUCGACCUCCUCCCCCCGCCUGGUCUCAGUUAGCAUACUUUGGCGUGUGAUCGUGUAAACAACAUUGAAUGGGGAGGGCGAUGUUAAUAUUUGUGGCAGUUUUUUGCAUACAUGUAUAUCCAUGCAACUGAUAAUCUAAAACCGCAAUUAUUCCUCCAACAACUUUUGAAAAUUAUUGUAGAACUGGAGAAAAAGAUCGAAACCAAGAUCAAGCGAGAUCGAUAAUCUUUACAAUAGUCGUGAAACUAUACAAGGGCACCACCAACAUCAUUCAUCAAUAUAUAUUUACUUAUUUCGAAGAAAAUCACGAUAUGAAGGGCGCUAGAAACAACGUCAUAAACAAUAAAUUAUAGACAUUAUAUAGAAUUAGGAAACCGAAACCAUGCAGGAUUAUAAUUAGCUAAAGGAUUUUUCAACUUUGUUUAUAAAUGCCUUUAGUCUCUAGAUGUGCUCAUAUAAUAAUGGUCACUCUCUAUUCAUUUAUAUUACUCAAGCAACAAAAUAUUUGAAACAUGAAAUACUGAAAACGGAUUUUGCAAUAAUGAUGUGGAUCAACUAAGCGAAAUAGCGAAGUGAUAGUACUUGAUUGCCACCAAAUAAUCAGAUUAUUAGUAGUGAAAUUGCGUCUUUUGGAAAAAAAAUAUAUAACCUUUGACAUAUUUUAGAACUUUUAAAGAGGAAAAAUACCAGUGGUGAUUGCACUAUUAAAUAAAUCUAAGACAACUUGAUUCAAAUUUGAUAAUCGGCAAGCAUGAUUUUCGCUAUUAUACGCCUGCAUUAUAAAUCUUUUCAUCUGUUUCUGUCCAAAAUCGGCGUAUAUAUAUAUGCACUCUGACUUUACUGUAUACCUUCAAGUGACAAGUUAAUCAGUUGUUAAUUUAGAACAACAAGAAUGGAUAGGAUCUAAUAUUCUAAUGCACUUGAAAGCAAGGGGUAGAGGCAGGAGCGCCUCGGUCAAGAAUAUUUAUUAUUAAUAAUCUAUUAUUAUUAUUAUCAUAUUAAUAUUGUAUACUACGUAUAUACUGUUAAUAUCGUAGUACGUAUCACUAAUAUCGGAAUAUUCUAUACGUAUUCUGUACUUAAAUAGUUCAGGGGGGGGGGGGUAAAAUCUAGAGUCCUUACAUUAGCAAUUUCUGCAUUCUGGGACAAUAUUUAUCUUUGGUACAUAUUUUACUUUAUCCUCAUAUGGGUACAGGCUGGUAAAGGAAUUUACAGGCAGUAUAAUCCCGACAACAAAGGUGUGGAGUGAAAAGUGAUGAGUGAUGGCAUGUGGGCGUACUGCGAAAGAUGUGAAGAAUUCGAGAAUUGUCAGUAAUUGUCAAUAUGAUGUGGUUUAGAAUGUUAGCUGCACAGGAGCCAGCUAGAAUUCUGCCAUUUUUGAAGGAAUAUUUCCUGAAGCACACCUAAUCAAUGCAGAGUGUUUUUUUUUCUUUGCCCUUACUCAUUCUUUAUGCAGUUUGACUAAACAUAUUAACUACAAUUUGUUAUUAGAUAUGCGCAGUAAUUAAAAGGGUGCAAUGCAAAACUGAUGAAUCACCUUAAUUAAUUACAAAAUAAAAGAAUACAUUCCUUUAGCAGAGAAAAAUUUCAAAUUCUCUUUAUACUGAAAUUUUCCAUAAAUGGAAUAAAUUUUAUAAACAAUCAAGAAAGAAAUAUGUAAAAACUAUCGCAAUGCAAAAACAAAAGUCGUUAUCUUUGUGCUGUGCCUGCAUGUUAUGGCCAUUUUUUCUCAAUUCAAAUUGACAAUUUCUCCAUGAAUGUGCCGAUUUUGGUUAACGAUUUUUGAAGUAAAACCUACUUUCAAUUAUUCGCGUCUUUUUAUUUCUAAUGUACGUAGUAUAUAUUUGGAUCAAGAUCCACAUUACAAAAUGUAAUCUGUAUCCUUACUUUUUUGAGAGGGUAAUUUUAUAAUUCUAUUAAUUACUCUUGAAAAAAUAUUUUUAUUUAAAUCAGGAAUUAAUUAUAUCUUUUCAAGCAAGUAAUUGUAACUAAUUCCUUUUUGAGCAGUAAUUUUGCAGCGCUGUAAUAUAUAUUUCGACAUUUGAUUCGAUGGGUCAGCUCGCCUUGCCGGGCUCCCACAUGAACGAGGUACGAUCCCAUCUUCCCGGGCUCAUAUGAACGCAGUUAGCUGGCCAGCCCAAGCAAACCGGGCUGGAAAUCAUAUCACAGCGCAUGAUUUAUCCGCCUAAAAGCUGUCUAAGACGUCCACACAAGCCCCCAAAAGCCAUUGCCGACUACAAAACUAACAUUUUGCGAAAUAAAAAAAUUUGUGUUUCCGUCAAUUUGAUCGCGUGAGAAUUCUUUCAAACCCGCUUACCGGGCCGGUCAAGCUCAUAUGAACAGCCCCAAUAAGAAAACUUCACUAUUAUUCGUUAGAACUUUCUGGACGUAUCAGUUUUUACUAAUGCAUCAUAUAUUAUCUUUGGUCGAGGGUUAUAAGUCGAGGAUACGGUAAAAUAUCGAGGGCGAAGAAAACAGAUUCGAUUUGACUGAAGAAAUUUUCUGUCACCGGUAGAUUACUAUUUUAGGAGAUUGAAUAACUUGUUUGGUUUAUUAUAAGCAUACUUUUUGCUACGAAACAAUAAGUACAAGAAGCCUACAAUUAAUCAUCAAACGACAUUAACAAUAUCAAUAUCAAAGCACAUUUACUAGUCAGUAUAUUCUGUAGGUCUAUAUGUAAAUAAACUGUAUUAGUAAUCGCUUAGCCUUUCGAAAUGUACACAUGCAGUGACGGAAAUACGUAUUGUGGCCCCGUGGAAAAAUAACAUUUAUGCGAGUGAUUUUCUAUAUGGUCCAGCAAAUUUGGCAACAAGGAGAUGACCUCCUCCUUUUAUCAUGGCUGUUUAAUAAAUGUAGGGAAAAAUUCUUUGGAUACAAUAGUUUAAAUUUCCUAAUGUGUAGGAUAUUCUAAGAAAUUCGCUAUGAUUCAACUAAAAUCUUAUAACGACGCAAAACUUUCAGUUCAUUUGGACGAGCAUGCAGAGUUUUAUACUCUAAAGCAUUUUCUAACUAAACUACGCAAUUUUAUUUUUCAGAAACUGCGAAGUUUGUUGCCUGCGGCUAAGAUGUCUGCAUUUGCCAAGGUAUUAAUAUUGGUGCCAUUUGUUAUUCUAUUCUUGCCGAAUAUUGCUUCAGUCCCAGAGUUUUCUAUGGGCGACAAAAUCGGUUCCAUCCGAAGGUAUCUUGUAACAAACUCAAGUAACAUAACUGCUGCCUGCCUCAAUCCUGUCAGCCAAUCAACUUUCAAAGAUGUUUUGCAAUUAAUGGGCAGUGGCACAACGAAUGUGAUUGAUUUGCAUGUCUGGAUUGAAUCGGUCAAUGCUACCAUGAAUAAAACUCAGGUGUUAAAGGGAAUUAAAUGGGCAAACGAAAUAGGACGUACAUUGAUCUCGCUGAUUGCCCAAGCCGAAAAAUCCAAACCAAUUACUUUACCAUGGUAUACAAGCACAUUGACGGCUGGGGUGUACGGUGUGAAUAUUGUUGUCGCUGAAGAAACCAUGCGGUGCAUGUUCUCAGGAAACAAUAUAACGGAUCAGGCCAUUUUUGAUCUCCUCGUGCAUCAACUGUAUUAUAUGAGUGGAAAUAAGACCGAUUAUAAUUUGUGCCGUCCCCACAACGACAAAAAUCAAGUACCAGAGUACAAUUGUUGUACGAUUGUCGGAAGAAACGAUAUACCAAUCUGCUCUGAUUAUUCAUCAAUUGUGACAAAAGUAUUUCCCAUCCUUGUGGUCAUAACCGUAUUUUUUCUUAUGUACAUAGAUUUCCCAAUAAUACUAGAGUAUUUAAGUCAGUAUAAGGAAGAUAAUAAGCAUUACAGAAUUUCUGAUAGUCCAAUGUCACUUUCAUCCAUAUUGCAUUCGGUAUUUGUCGAGGGACAUGGUCCAGUAAAGUCUUUUGGAAGAAAAUUGAUGUUUGUAAUUUUUGUAUUUGUGACAACUUUACCUGAAUGGGGAAAUUCACUAUUGGUGUAUUUGAUCUUCGUAUGUCCAUGGGCAUUAAUUUUUCUGUUUUCCGAUACAUUCACCCUUAAUGAGAACGAUCAUCUAACAAUAGAACCAUUACAGUUGUUGAGCUAUACAUUUAAAAAUCCAAUUGAGAUUAUUGUUCUUCCAUUUAACUUGAAAUGGUGGCAUAAGGUUAGUACGAAAUGGCCACGUUUCUAUAGAAACUUGGAGUUAACGAGAAAUUCAAGUUUUCAACAAUCAGAAACAAAUCCCGAAUUACCGCCAACAACCCAGGAAAGCCAGGAGGAACGACUGCUACUUCUACCACGGCCUGAAAACAACCGUCAGGAAGGUGAUAGACGUUUUGGUUUUCUCGAAAUAAUGAAGUAUCGUUUCUCUAUUUUGAUUUUGCUUGUUGUCUAUUUAAUCACUCUUCCAUUGUUAUGUUUACUUGUUUUAAUACUAUUGUUUAUAUACAAUCACAUAUUUCUUACAGUCAAACCACAGGAAUGUGGGAUUAUUAAACAUAUUUUUGUACUUUGGUUCUUCCUUACAACUUUUCUGCUUAUUAUGGUUUCCAUAACAGAUCUGUUCUUGCUUACAUUUUAUUUGAUCGUUGGUUUGUUUCUGAACGGAGAAAUUUACAGUCCUUAUCUUGUCCCAUUUGCCACCAUUCUAUUUUAUGCUUGGGCAACGUGGAGAACUUCGGUCGAAACAAAAUACUUGGCACUAACUACGAACAUUUACAAAGUUUGCAAAAGAACUAUAGGCGCCGUGGAAAGUGGUGAAAACUCAAACAGUGUUACUGAAAAUGGCGGGAAUGUCAAUAACACUCCACGAUCGUCUACUACGGGUCCUUUCGGGGAACGUUUUAAUAUAGAGUUAAACGACGACAGAGGUCCAAUUAUUCCAAAAAAGCUUUAUGAUUUGGUGAGGGAAAGGCUUUUGCCGUAUGAUCGAAUCCUGUUUCAUUAUUUUCAAGGAGUGUUCUUCAUUGCAAUUUUUGCUUACCUUUUAUACAUCAUGAUGUCUUUGGCUCAGAAAUCCGGAAUCUCGAACAGUGUUCAAAUAAUUGGCACUAUUGCCGCCACUUCAUUACCGUUUAUUUUUGACUUCGUUUGGAAGAAAAGUAGCGACGAACAAAGGGAAGCCAAUAGCAUUGUUUUGAAGUCAAAACUAAAACGUCUUCUGCUGGUUCAAAGUUUCAAUAACACUACCGGAGGAAUGGUAGUGGAAUUUACUGGAAAUGACUGAAUAUUUGGAUUAGUUAUGUAAGAAAACACAAAUAAACAAAUAAACAACUAUACUAACUUAUACAGGCUGACCUAAAUAUUUUUAAAUAUUUUGAACGGAGCUAAAAGAAACAUUUUUCUGGCGGAGCUACAUGAUUAUUUCAGGAUGCGACAAAAGAUAAAAAACAGCAAGGUACAAUGUCCUUUGUGUACAAAAAAUGAGAUUAUACAACACAACUUACUGUAAAAGACUUUGAAGUCAAUGAAUUGAAAUGAACAUCCAAUAGAAAAACAAAGGGCACUUGAAAAAAUGAACUUAGCCUGUGUUAUCAUGACAAUGGUUUAGUUAAAAUUCUGGAUAUAUAGAUUCAUGUCUCGCUGUUUUUAUUCCACGGUUUGCAACCUCGUCCCCUGGCUUUUGGUUUAGGUUAGAAACAUGGCUGGAAACAACGAGAAAUCAAUCUACUGCAUACAGUAACUAACAUUUUCAGUAAUUUCAGGUUUUGUAUACAUUGGCAAGAGACGUUAACCCUUAACUUUACUGGCUUAAGUGCACAGUUUAAUUACUGUUACAUAUGUAUAGCCAGACGAACUUAUAAUAAUUAGGGACCGUUCAUAAUUUAUGUGAUGAGGGGCUAUGAGGAUUUUGCAUUUUGAAAUAUGUUUUGGCAAGGCCCCCCUCCGUACCUACCAUAUUUUUUGUGACCCCCCGCCCAAACAUUCAAUAGUUACAAAAAAAUCAUGCCCCCCCCCCCAAAAAAAAAAAACAACAAUGAUGAUACAAAAUACCAAUAGUGUGAAUAAUGCCCCCAUGAUACUUUGCACACUAAGAGUUUGGGAGUUUAAAGUUUAAGAUUUUCAGAACAACCUUUUUUCAAUUAACUGUGUAUAUAUUGUACGGUAUAUAGACUUCAGGUAACAAAUAUAUUUGAUAUGAUAAACACGACAAGUGUGAAUAGUAUAGCGUUUCUUGAUGACCCCUCCAUGGGCACCGUUCCAGAUUCUUAACUUAUUUUUUACAGCCCCCACCCCCUAAAUAUUACAGUAAAAAUAACUGACCCCCAAAAUCCUGAUAGCCCCCCCCCCCACAACCACAUAAAUUAUGAACGCUCCUUAAUAUAUAAUUGACCUUUUCUAGACUUUGCGUAUAUAAAACGUUUGUAAUAUGAUGCUUGCAUGAGACAUAAAAUUAAUGUGUAGCAAAAUGUUAACUUUCUAUAGUAG
Molecule: messenger RNA, 7518 nt
Organism: Paramuricea clavata
Lineage: Eukaryota; Metazoa; Cnidaria; Anthozoa; Malacalcyonacea; Plexauridae
Source: the annotation of a GenBank genome assembly